ACACAAACCGGAAGAUGAAGAAGGACCUGACGCCGAUGUUGACAGUUUAGCUAACAGUGACUUCCAGCGAUUCACUGUAGAGGAUUUCAAUACUUUAAUGUCCAUAGUCGUAAACUUUCUGACUUGCUGAUGUGUUUAUAUCCUGCAGACUGACAGCAGCCGGUGAAGUGGAGACAUGGCGGAUGACGGUAGACGGGGAGAUGAAGAUGACCGCGGUCCCGGAGCAGUUCACCAGGUGUUUGUGGUGAUGGAGUGUUUACUGGAAAAGCUGAAGGUGUUAAAUUAUGAGGAGGAGGUUCUGGCCAAACACAACAUGAAGAACCUGUCCAGACAUUAUUUUGUCUCCAGUCCAUAUCUGGGAUCCAACCCCGGCGAGCAGUUCUACAUGUUCACCAUCAUCGCGGCGUGGCUCAUCAACAUGGCGGGGCGGCCGUUCACCGAGCCUCAGGAGUACGACGAACCCAACGCCACCGUGUCCAACAUCCUUGCAGAGCUCAGGGCGUUUGGUGUCAAGGUGGACUUCCCGCCCUCCAAACUGAAGUCAGGCUCAGGCGAGUACGUCUGCUUGGUGCUGGACCGACUGGCUGAGGAGGCUCUGAGGAGGAAGGGGUUCUCCUUCAGAAGACCAAAGUACCCAACAGAAACCACAGAAGAAGAGUCUGUGAUUGAGGACGACGCAGAGCUCACACUCAGCAAAGUCGAGGAGGAGAUGAUAGAAGAGCCUGAUGAGGAGGAGGAGAACGUGAUGGAUCUGGAGGCUCUGAAGUUACGGACCACUCACACUGAAGCAGAACCGUCCUCCAAACCAGACGAGAUCCUGGAGUCGACAGUUGAUGCAGCAGAGUGGAACCUGGAGGUGGAGAGAGUCCUGCCUCAGCUCAAAGUCACCAUCAGGACAGACAACAAGGACUGGAGGAUCCAUGUGGACCAGAUGCAUCAACAUAGAGACGGGAUCAAGUCCUCACUCAAAGAGGCCAAGAGCUACCUGGACAAACUGCAGGAGGACAUCGGGAAGACUCUGGAGAAGGUGAGCAGCCGGGAGAAAUACAUCAACAACCAGCUGGAACAUCUGAUCCAGGAGUACCGCAGCGCUCAGGCCAAACUCAGCGAGGCCAAGGAGCGAUACCAGCAGGCCAGCGGAGGAGUGACAGAGAGAACCAGAGUCCUGGCUGAGAUCAGUGAGGAGCUGGAGAAGGUGAAGCAGGAGAUGGAGGAGAAAGGCAGCAGCAUGUCUGAUGGAGCUCCGGUGGUGAAGAUCAAGCAGAGUCUGACGAAGCUGAAGCAGGAGAUCGUUCAGAUGGACGUGAGGAUCGGCGUUGUGCAGCACACCUUGCUGCAGGCCAAACUCAAAGAGAAGUCCAACAUGACGCGCGACAUGCACGCCACCAACAUCCCUGAGUCCGCUGCUGGGCCCUUCACUUAGUCUGAUCACCAACACUCAAUGCUCCUCUCCUGUUUCUCUGACCUGAACUGAGGCUGAAAUGUUGAAUCUCAUGACGUUGGAUCUUUAAAACGUCCUAGAAUUUCCUUUAAAACCAGAAAAGUAAUCUCUGAGAAAAUAUUUUUUAUACUUUUAAAAGAUUCUCUCUGCCUCGGCCCAGCAGCUGUUAGCUCAUAAAACAUUUCUAGUUGAACAGUUCAUUGAUUUCACUCUUUGUCCUUAUUUAUUUUGUAGCUUCUUUUUGUAUUGAUAACAUUUAGAGCCAUUUUUGUGUAUAUGAACAUAAAAUAAAUUUUGAUACCAAUUUACAAUCAA
Seriola aureovittata is the source of this 1756-nucleotide messenger RNA. It is a transcript of the gene ift57, whose product is annotated as intraflagellar transport 57 homolog (Chlamydomonas). Gene Ontology annotation, biological process: non-motile cilium assembly; intraciliary transport. Lineage: Eukaryota; Metazoa; Chordata; Actinopteri; Carangiformes; Carangidae. The record is from RefSeq and is a predicted model, not a curated record. The transcript is spliced from 12 exons. The coding region runs from base 176 to 1423 and encodes 415 amino acids. Gene Ontology annotation, cellular component: intraciliary transport particle B; centrosome; cilium.